Messenger RNA from Fraxinus pennsylvanica, 2502 nucleotides. Lineage: Eukaryota; Viridiplantae; Streptophyta; Magnoliopsida; Lamiales; Oleaceae. The record is from the annotation of a GenBank genome assembly.
AUGCAUUCAAGAUUCCCAGUAAAAACAGCCCAAUUUGGACAAUCAUCACAUUUUUAUACACUCCCACAGCAUCAACAGAAGCUCCUUUUCAGAUUUUUUUGCAGUGGCAAGACUCCUUCAAAUUCUUUCGACUCUGAUCCUUCUUCUUCUUCCUCGUCUUCGACGGAUGACAAGUUUGGGUUCAAGCUGGUGAGUCGGUCUCUGCGCGACACUAAACGGAAAUUCAAUGAUAUUGAUGCCAAUACGGUGCAAGAAUCAGUAAACCGAUGGCUCUCAAAGACCCAAAACUUUUUGAAUGAAGUAACUUCCCCAUUUGUUAAUACUGUUCAUGAUAGAAAGCCAAAUCUUCCAAAAGAUAGUGAAGAUAUGGAGGACAUCUUCAUCACGGAACAUACUGUUGAUAGCAAAACCCCUGGUGGAGACCUUUCUGAAGCUGCCAUUGUUUCUAUUGAGCAAUUCAGCCGGAUGAAUGGUUUGACUGGGGGCAAAAUGCAGAAGAUAUUUAGAGCGCUUGUUCCUGAAUCUAUUUAUAAUAAUCCCCGUAAUUUAGUGGAGUACUGCUUCUUCAGGUUUUUGUCAAGGAAUAAUGCUGAAGUUCAUCCUGGCCUCAAGGAACCAGCAUUUCAGAGACUUAUUUUUGUUACUAUGCUUGCCUGGGAGCAUCCCUACAGCAGCCAGAAGGAUUACCGAGCUGAAGUUUUGGGGAGAAAUACUUUCCAGAGGAGUCUAGUAGGAGAAGAGGCUUUUGUUCGAAUUGCUCCUGCAGUUUCUGGUGUGGCUGAUUGGUCAACUGCACAUAACCUUUUCAAAGCUCUUGCUGGUGAUGACUGGGGCAUUUCAUUUAGCAUAUGGUCAACAUAUAUUGACGAACUUCUCAAGGUGCAUGAAGGACGGAAAUCAUGCCAGUUUCAAGAGUUUUCCCAUCUUGCUAAGGAGAGAAUCCUCUGCCUUGGUUCUAGCAGAAAGCAGCCUGUUAUAAAAUGGGAAAACAACAUGGCAUGGCCAGGAAAACUCACUUUGACUGACAGGGCACUCUAUUUUGAGCACACAUUGUUGCCGGCAGUUGGCCUGAUGCGACAGAGAGGUGCUGUUAGGCUGGAUCUUACGGGAAAUGGUUCGAGAAUAGAGAAAACAAGGGUUGGACCUUUGGGAUCAAAUCUUUUUGAUUCUGCUUUAUCUGUUACCUCCAGUCCAGAAUCUGAAUCAUGGGUACUUGAAUUCGUUGAUUUGGGAGGUGAGAUGAGAAGGGAUGUGUGGUAUGCAUUUAUUAAUGAAAUAAUUGCUUUAUACAAAUUCAUAAGUGAAUUCGGACCCAAGGAUGGCGAUCAAUCAGUUUAUGAUGUAUAUGGUGCUCACAAGGGGAAAGAAAGGGCAGUUAUUUAUGCCAUAAAUACUAUUGCAAGACUUCAGGCUCUCCAAUUUAUGCGUAGGACCUUAGAUGAGCCUACUAAACUGGUUCAGUUUUCAUAUUUACAAAAUGCGCCAUUCGGUGAUGUUGUUCUCCAAGCUCUUGCUGUUAAUUGUUGGGGUGGACCUAUGAUUAAGAAAACAAUCAAGGGUAACGAUGAACUAGGUCAACGACUGCGGCUCACUGGCGAGGCAUAUGAAAGUAUUAAUCACGUGUUUGAUAUAGAUGGUAGUGUCUACUUGCGAAAAUGGAUGAGGUCCGCAUCAUGGACUUCUAAUGCUUCACUUGGUUUCUGGAAGAACACGUUGGUGAAACAGGGGGUCGUGCUGAGUAAAAAGCUCGUUGUUGCUGAAAUGAAUUUGGUGGAAAGAGCAGCAAUGAUAUGUAGAGAUAAAUACAGGGCAGCUGAGAAGACGCAAGCCACAAUUGAUGCUGCAAUGAUUGAAGGAAUUCCCAGUAACAUUGACCUUUUCAAGGAACUUGUGCUCCCAAUGACUAUCACCAUUAGAAAUUUUGAAAGACUAAGGCACUGGGACGAUCCCCUUGUGACAGCGUCUUUUCUCGCACUUGUAAAUACACUCAUCUUCAGGAACCUACUGUCUUAUGUGUUCCCAGUGAGCUUGAUGAUGUUGGCUGCUGGCAUGUUGUUAUUGAAGGGCCUCAAGGAGCAAGGCCGUCUUGGAAGAUUUUUUGGAAAAGUUACAAUUCGUGAUCAGCCUCCCUCAAAUACAAUUCAGAAAAUUAUUGCUGUGAAAGAAGCCAUACGUGAAAUGGAGAAAUAUAUCCAGAAUGUGAAUGUUGUACUCCUUAAGAUACGAUCUAUCGUUCUUGCGGGGCAACCUCAGAUAACAACAGAGGUUGCUUUGGUGCUACUGUUGGGUUCGACCAUUCUACUUAUUGUUCCAUUCAGAUACAUUCUAGCAUUUCUCAUUUUUGAUCUCUUCACAACGGAGCUUCAGUUUAGAAGGCAAAUGGUUUUGAAAAAAAGAAUCUCCUGCUGCAAUUCGGAAGCAGAAAAUGAAUCACACGGGGAAAUCAGAAAAAAACCCGGAGCGUUAAUUAACCUGAAUAGGAUUUUACUUCGUUGUUGUUGA